Molecule: messenger RNA, 591 nt
Organism: Quercus robur (English oak)
Lineage: Eukaryota; Viridiplantae; Streptophyta; Magnoliopsida; Fagales; Fagaceae
Exons: 1
Coding region: 1-591 (196 amino acids)
Molecular function (GO): nucleic acid binding; RNA-DNA hybrid ribonuclease activity
Source: RefSeq, a predicted model, not a curated record
AUGUGGAAUUGUUCUUGUUGUAAGCUUGGAUUAUUUGGAAUCAAAGGAAGCUUGCUACAUGGAGGGAAGCUCAAGGAUCCAGGGUGGCUGACCAAACAUGCUGCGGAGUAUUUGGAGGAGUUUAAGCAGGCACAAGAGCACCUAUCUGUCCCACCGUGGCAGUCUAAUGGGAAUGUGUGGCGUCCACCUCCUCAAUCACUCUUCAAACUAAACUUCGAUGCUACCAUCUUUAAGGAGAGUAAUAGCUCUGGCUUCAGUGCUGUUAUCCAGAACGAACAAGGAGAAGUGAUGGCUGCAUUGUCUACCAUAGGGCCAACGGUAACCUGUAGUGAGGAGGCUGAGACAAUGGCUUGUAGGAAAACCUUGGAAUUUGCUGUUGAUGCGGGCUUUUCGAAGCUAGUGGUUGAAGGAGAUAAUGCUAAUGUCAUGAGAGCAGUUUCCUCAUCAACUCCAAACAUGUCUAUGCUUGGAAAUGUGAUUGAUGAUAUUCAAUUUCUUCUCUGUGGGUUAAGGAGGGCUUCUACUAGUCGUAUUAAAAGGGGUGGCAAUAGGGUAGCUUAUGUGCUAGCAAGACAUGCUAAUGAACUGUAG